AUGUCUCCCCAUCCACUCCAGUUCAAACUUAUCAACACUACAACAUCAAAUCUUCCAGCAACGCCUACCAAAGCUUCAACAUCAUCUUUAGCAUCAUUCUUCAUAACAGGAAAGAUCCAAUCAACCAGCAAGAUGUGUAUUCACAAGCGCAUGAUCUUCAUUCAGUGCGGCCACACCCGCUGGGGUACUGAAGUAAAAGCCUGUAACCAAAAACUUGCCUUUGACACAUCGCCAACUACAUCCAUUGAUUGCGACACAAUGUAUUCUCACCCAAUGCAUACUGUCAAAAUCACCGAGGUGUGCAAGUCAUGUGAGAUUAAGAGAAGUAAAACAGAUAGAACCGCCGAAAAGUUGAAGCAGGCGUUGAAAGACAUCAGAGAGAGUGUCGCGAGAAUGGAGAAGAUGCAAAAAGUGGUUGAGACCGCAAAGAAAGCAGAAGUUGACACUGAUGAUGAUGAAGAUUUGGCGGCCUUGGAAUCAUGGGAUUGA
Molecule: messenger RNA, 489 nt
Organism: Botrytis deweyae
Lineage: Eukaryota; Fungi; Ascomycota; Leotiomycetes; Helotiales; Sclerotiniaceae
Exons: 1
Coding region: 1-489 (162 amino acids)
Source: RefSeq, a predicted model, not a curated record